Ananas comosus (pineapple) is the source of this 405-nucleotide messenger RNA. Lineage: Eukaryota; Viridiplantae; Streptophyta; Magnoliopsida; Poales; Bromeliaceae. The record is from the annotation of a RefSeq genome assembly.
AUGGGCAGGGACACUAUUGCCGAUCUAAUAACUUCUAUAAGAAAUGCUGACAUGGAUAAAAAAGGAAGGGUUCGAAUAGCAUCUACAAAUAUCACCGAAAACAUUGUUAAAAUACUUCUACGAGAAGGUUUUAUUGAAAACGUUCGGAAACAUCAGGAAAGUAACAAAUAUUUCUUGGUUUCAACUCUGCGACAUAGAAAAACCAGAAAAGGAAUAUAUAAAACUAGAACCAUUUUAAAGCGUAUCAGCCGACCCGGCUUACGAAUUUAUUCCAACUAUCAACGAAUUCCUAAGAUUUUAGGUGGAAUGGGAAUUGUAAUUCUUUCUACUUCUCGAGGUAUAAUAACAGAUCGAGAAGCUCGACUAGAAAGAAUUGGAGGAGAAAUUUUGUGUUAUAUAUGGUAA